AUGGAUUCAGUCUAUUGGGAUAUCUUCCCCGACGCAGAAGACGCCGAGGAUACGGAGAGCGUAGAGGAAGAGGAAGCAGACGAGGAUGUCAACGCUUGCUCGCCAGACACCAAGGUUCCCUGCGAGAAAUGCAGACGCAAGAAACGCUCAUCAUGUAAACGAUGCCGCGAGCGACAGCGACAGCUUCAGCUUCAACACCAGCCAGGUCCUCACACUCGUCCUCGGCGAACGAGGAAAUCGUCUCUCGAAAUCGCAUGCUUCCCAGAUCGCUCACCGUCUCCAUCUUCAUCAUCUUCCUCCUCCUCCUCUUCUUCUUUCAAUCCAUCACAUCACCUUCAUCCCUCACCAACACCACCACCAAACUUUCUUAGGAUGGCGCAAGACGCAAUCCCAGAAGUCAUCCUCCAACAACCACCAGACGACGCCCCAGCAGACACCGCAACAACACAGAAAAGCACACUUACCGUUCCCCCCGGAGGCCCGAGUUUCGCGGCGGUGUAUACCAACUCCCCGUCGUGGAUGUCGACGUAUACUUCCUCGACGUGCGCGACGACGUAUACUACCACUCACGAACGUUCCCGCAGAGACGGACUCGGCAGCGGGGAGAAGGACGCUGGGGACGGGUGGCUGGACAACCGUUGGGCGAUGGGAUCAGGAGGGAAGGUCGUCGAUGACUGCGGUGACGUCGUCGAUGAUGAGGUCUAG
Colletotrichum paranaense is the source of this 705-nucleotide messenger RNA. RefSeq lists its product as uncharacterized. Lineage: Eukaryota; Fungi; Ascomycota; Sordariomycetes; Glomerellales; Glomerellaceae. The record is from RefSeq and is a predicted model, not a curated record. The coding region runs from base 1 to 705 and encodes 234 amino acids. The transcript is spliced from 2 exons.